CCUGUCUCUAUUGAAGGAGUGGACAAACAAACAUAACAGAGUAUUCUCAUAUUAUCCACACAAUUAAGAGAUCUAGAAAAGCUUACUUCUAUCUCUCAUCUGUAUUUAGCUUCUUGGAUUUCUAACAUCUAACCCAAGAAAAUAGCCACUCUUUUCAAGUUUUAAAGAGUGAAUGAUAUAUAAAUUAUACGCGUCAAUUUUUCCUUCUCUCUAUAACGGCCUAAUUCCAAUCCUAUAUAUAUUGAUGUCAUCUCUUGCGUACCCUUUUUUGUUUUAGAAAAGUUUCUUCGUAAGUUGAAGAAAAUAUUUGUCUCUUUUUUUUGUUGGAUAUGCAAAUCAAGAAGUCUUUCUCAAUGUCCUCUCGCACAGGAAGAGAUUUGCAGAGAUACAAUCAUGGUUGUCGUCAAGUUGUUGGAUGCAUUCCGUACAGAAGCAAGAAAACGGACCAAUCAUCUUGUGUUCAGGGUACCCCAGUUGAUGAUUUGGAAUUUUUAUUAAUCAGCUCGCAGAAGAAUCCAAGAAUGAUGUUCCCUAAGGGUGGUUGGGAAAUUGAUGAAUCAUUAGAAGAGGCAGCUUCGCGAGAGACAUUUGAAGAAGCUGGAGUAGUUGGUGAGGUUGAGGUUCAGGAAUACUUAGGUACAUGGAGUUUCAAAAGCAAAAGCCAAGGUACAUUUCAUGAGGGGCACAUGUUUCCUUUGCGUGUCACUGAGGAACUAGAUGAUUGGCCUGAGAACACCGUCCGUCGACGUUUAUGGGUGAAUUUUAGUGAAGCAAGGGAAGUAUGUUGGCAUCCGUGGAUGAAAGAAGCAUUAGAUGUCUUUGCUUCUAAGCUUUCGAAGAGAAAAGAAGGGCCUCAGAUAUUCCAUUUAUUGUCAGAUGAAGGUACUGUUGUGUGCUGUAGCUAAGCCAACCAAGAAGCAAGCAAGCAUGCUUCAAUGAAGAGCCAAGCAUUAGGGGCCGCAGCCAAGCAAAUUACUACCCCGUGUUCAGAGCAGAACUGAGAAUGAACACCAAAGCCAAGUGUUAGAACAAGCUAUUGGGUCCGGUCCACCCAUAAGGGACGUUAAUUGGCUCGUUAGCUCAUUAGCUAGUUCUCCUCUUAAAACCCUAAUUAUGUCAUACAUAUAUACACCAUUAUAGGUGAUGGAAAAGAUGACGCUUUUCCAUUCUAGAUGCUGACGGCUAGGGUUUAUGAAGAAAACACUUUGCAUCUCUGAGGAGAUUCUAGGUUGUGGAAACCAAGAAAUUUUCCGUUUUGUGCUCCUACCGACCAGUAAUUCAAGCCAUGGUGGAAACAGACAAUCAGCUUCCGCAAGGAGAAACCCGUAAAAUCCUACAGCAAGAGACAAGGUUCAAUGAAGAUAAAAGAACAAACAUUAAUGUUGCAUCAAAGUUAGCAACAAAAAAAAGGAGGACAAAACCUCUUGGAAUCAGUUUUGUACCUUGAAGUCCUUGUAUGGCAAUUUGAUACUACUAUUUUUCUUAUAGAAGCAGGCAAUGAAGAAUCCGCAAUAGCAUCUGAAAGUCCACAAACAGAUUAAAAGAGAAGGAACCUUCGGCAUUAUAUCCCAAAGUCUACAACAAAAUGAAGAGAUUGACAAUCUUUGGUUGCAAAUUGCAACGGCACAAGUGUUUAUUCUUUAGGAGGUUAAUUAAGAGUUAAAAUUAUUGUUUGUGUACAACUUUUUCUGACUUUAUGAUUUAAUUCAUCAAGAUUCAUUCAUUCUUUA
Nicotiana attenuata is the source of this 1730-nucleotide messenger RNA. RefSeq names its product nudix hydrolase 18, mitochondrial-like. Lineage: Eukaryota; Viridiplantae; Streptophyta; Magnoliopsida; Solanales; Solanaceae. The record is from RefSeq and is a predicted model, not a curated record. Gene Ontology annotation, cellular component: nucleus; cytoplasm. The coding region runs from base 330 to 905 and encodes 191 amino acids. Gene Ontology annotation, molecular function: pyrophosphatase activity. The transcript is spliced from 5 exons.